This is a messenger RNA of Brenthis ino (lesser marbled fritillary), 1632 nucleotides long. The record is from the annotation of a GenBank genome assembly. NCBI's taxonomy places the organism in Eukaryota, Metazoa, Arthropoda, Insecta, Lepidoptera, Nymphalidae.
AUGGUUUGGGAAACAAAGUUGCAAUGGGAUGACCCUAUUACAGAUACUAUUUUCAGAGAGUGGAAUUUGGCUAAAAACUGUAUUCAAGAUAUAAAUCAAUGUCGUGUGCCAAGGUGGCUCCAUACAAAAGAAAAUCAAGAAAUAGAAUUGCAUGGAUUUUGUGACGCAAGUACGAAAGCCUACGCUUGCGUUGUGUAUUGCAAAACAACGGGUCAAUCACCUACAAUCGUGUUAGUCGCCGCGAAAACAAAAUUAGCGCCCAUCAGCAAAAAACUUUCUUUACCUCGACUUGAAUUAAGUGGGGCACUGUUACUGUCUAAAUUAAUUUUAAAAUUAAAACAAUGCCUAAACUAUUAUGAAAUAAAAACUUAUUGUUGGGUUGACUCUCAAGUUGUGUUAGGGUGGCUCAAUGGAGAAGCAGAAAAAUGGAAGCCAUUCGUUGCCAAUCGAGUUAAAACUAUUACAAACUCAGUACCAUCCGAAUGUUGGAGAUACGUCAAAUCAAAAGAGAACCCGGCGGACUGCGCUAGCCGCGGUAUCACAACAUCAGAAUUAAAAGAACAUUCGCUGUGGUGGCACGGCCCAGGAUGGUUAAAGACGCAUGAAUAUCAAGAACAAAACCAAAACCAUAGCUACACCACGAAUGAAGAAAAAAGAACAGCAAAACAACGCCCAAUUAUCAAACUCUCUGUACUGCCAGUUCAUGAAACAAAGGAAGAUUCAUCUAUAUCAAAUACAAAACAAUCUCAAAUUAACUUAAAAACAAACGAAGACAGCCCUAAAACUAAUAAAAUUAAAACUAAACAAAUUAAAUUUUCAAAUCUAUGUUUAUCCUUAUUAUAUUUAUUUAUUACAAUAAUACCUACGUCGAGUGCCUCAUUCAAAAUAACUCCUAUACAAAAUAAUAGCAUAUAUUUCGACAAACUCGCCGAUAUGAAAUUAAUAAGAGACGAAUGGAAGAUAAUUUCUUAUUAUGACAUGAAUCCAUAUUGGCAAGGAACAACAGCAUGCAACGAUUACAUAAAAUACUUAGAUCGCCUUUGUAUAAAAAUAAAAGGAGAUUCCCAUUGUGACGUCAUAUCAAUCCAACUACAACUUGAGUACUCGGAAUUGGAAUACAAUAACCACCUGUUGCUUAGUCAACAUUCCGGCACGCGCCAAGACAAGCGCCGACGCCGCGGCCUUAUCAAUGGUGUCGGAUAUAUUGCUAACAGCCUAUUCGGUGUACUCGACGAUCAUUUCGCCGAACAAUAUAAACAAGAUAUCCAAUUAACAAGAGACAAUGAGAAUCAUUUGGCUUUACUUCUAAAAAAUCAAACGUCUGUCUUAGAGGUUGAGUAUAAUAUUUUGAAGAGGAAUGAAGAAUCUCUCAAUAAACAACACAAAAUGCACAAUCAGCUUUCCAUGAACCUUGAAAACUUAGAAAAUUUUCUAAAGAGUGAAUCCGCAAAAAAUGCUUUAAUUAAUGAAUUUAAUUUGGGUGCAAUAGCAGUGAGUAACAUGUUAAGGCAAUUAGAAACAAUGCAGACUACAUUAUUAAAUACCGUAAUAGACGUCUAUCAUGGCAGAUUCAAUUUUCAUUUGAUAAACCCAGACCAGCUAAGAAAUACACUAAGUACUAUAUCAUCUCAC